Ectocarpus sp. CCAP 1310/34 is the source of this 520-nucleotide messenger RNA. The record is from the annotation of a GenBank genome assembly. Lineage: Eukaryota; Phaeophyceae; Ectocarpales; Ectocarpaceae.
UGUUGGUCUCAGUGCCGGGCUUCAUGGGUUGCUGCGACAGCCGCCAACGGCCCGCACCGCCCACGCGAAGGAAUAGAUAUAUCGAGAUCGCGGCUCUUAUUACCGAUCCGGUGAGGGGUCCUACGACGGAGGACAUCAAUUUCAUUGAAACCUGCUCACCGAGGGCGCUGGAGCCCACAGACAAGGAUGCGACCAACUUGCCGCUCUUGGUUCUGGCCAAAGACCACGACGAAUGGUUCAGGCAGUAGAGACAGAGUCAAAGACAGGGACGGAGACAGAGACAGAGCGAGAGAGCAGUUCUUUUGCGUCAUACAUGUACUGUAGGGGUGAAGGUGUAGCCGUUCUUGGUUCUUGGACAGUUGCGGUGAGGUGCCGGAGGUGAGCCCUGAAUAUUUCUUGGUCGAUCAGUACCUGUAUAUGACAAAGGCACGCACAAAAGAAAAUCCCAGGAAACAUGGUACAUUGGGCCCGGGCGUGCUGUCUCUAAUAUGUAACACACCGUGUUGAAUGCUUGUAGUAA